Pyricularia grisea is the source of this 483-nucleotide messenger RNA. RefSeq lists its product as uncharacterized. The transcript has a single exon. Gene Ontology annotation, cellular component: Ctf18 RFC-like complex. The record is from RefSeq and is a predicted model, not a curated record. The coding region runs from base 1 to 483 and encodes 160 amino acids. Gene Ontology annotation, biological process: mitotic sister chromatid cohesion. Lineage: Eukaryota; Fungi; Ascomycota; Sordariomycetes; Magnaporthales; Pyriculariaceae.
AUGUCAACGGCAACGCUCCACCCCCGCCAGCCAUUGAAAAGCCCACAACAUAAUCCGCUACCUCCCGUCCUACAUACACCUACAGGACUUGCUCUGCUCGAGCUCCAGGGCUCAAUCAACACAGGCGAGGGAUCAGCGAGUGAACUCGCCCCCGGGACCAUCACCCAGGUCGGCCGACUCGACUUUCCCGAAUACGUGGCUGGCAAGUCGGAGGAUGGCGGGUCGUGGAUGAAGCGUGUUUAUCUAUACGUCGGUACCAAUCAGAGGCUCACCGGCGAGAUCAAGAAGCUUCCGAGACCCGUCGCCAUCAUUCGGAGGCGGAGGAAGGGUGAUGUGGAGGACGACGAGGUUGAGAUGCGGGAUGGGGGUGAGGACACCCACGAGAAGGACGGUGCUGGGGACGAGCUAGAGGUUGUUGAGAUCGUCAGAUACAAGCUGGUGUUUUCUCAACGACCGGAACCGGUGGGAACAGAGGCGAGCUAG